AUGGCAGAUUCAAGUGCCGCAGCAGCUGCGGGGCCAUCCGCCCCACCAACGGAAGGUGUCGCCAACCUCCACCUCGACGAAGCUACCGGCGAAAUGGUUUCCAAGUCUGAGCUUAAGAAGAGACUUAAGCAAAGAGAGAAGGAGGAAGCUAAGCGUAAGAAGGAUCAAGAAAAGAAGGCUAGCGGUGCCGCUGAACCAUCCAAGAAGAAGGCAGGCUUAGUAGACAAGAGUGCUGAAGAGGCCGAAUUAACACCAAACCAAUACUUCGAGCUCCGAUCCCGGACAAUCAAUAACCUUCGAACAACCAAGAACCCGAACCCAUAUCCACACAAGUUCCACGUCAAGGACACAAUUCCAGACUUCCUCUCCAAGAACAACGACCUCAAGCCUGGUGAAGAAAGACCAGAAGUCUCAGUCGCCGUAGCAGGUCGUGUCUACGCCUACCGUUCCUUUGGUGACAAGCUUCGAUUCUAUGAAAUCCGUUCAAACGGUCAUAGAAUCCAAGCUGUUGCAUCUGCCGCACACGCCCAGGGUGCCGAAUUCGCUGCUCAACAUGAAUACCUUCGUCGUGGUGAUAUUGUCGGUAUCGUCGGUUUCCCAGGAUACACAAACCCCAAGGGUGCCAAGGAAGGUGCUGCCGGUGAACUUUCAAUCUUCGUCCGAGAGAUCACCCUCCUAUCGCCAUCUCUACACAUGCUUCCAACCGAACACUUCGGCCUUAAGGACCAAGAAACUCGUUACCGUCAAAGAUAUCUCGACUUGAUCAUGAACCAACGUACUCGUGAAACCUUCGUCACCCGAUCCAAGAUGGUCAGCUACAUCCGCAGGUACUUCGACGAGCGUGAGUUCGUCGAAGUCGAAACCCCAAUGAUGAACGCCAUUGCCGGUGGUGCCACCGCAAAGCCCUUCAUCACCCAUCACAACGAACUAGAUAUGAACCUAUUCAUGCGUGUUGCUCCAGAAUUAUACCUCAAGAUGUUGGUAGUCGGUGGUUUGGAAAGAGUAUACGAAAUCGGAAGACAAUUCAGAAACGAAGGUAUCGAUCUAACACACAACCCUGAAUUCACAACAUGUGAGUUCUAUAUGGCAUACGCCGAUGUCAACGAUGUUAUGGAUAUGACCGAAGAACUUGUUUCUGGACUCGUCAAGUACGUCACUGGUGGACACCAAACCAAGUUCCAUACCCAAUCCGGAGAGGUCUAUGAAGUCAACUGGGAGAAGCCGUGGCGAAGAGUCGAUAUGAUGACCGAACUCGAAACGGCUACCGGCAAGAAGUUCCCCCCUGGCGAUCAACUACAUACCAUGGAAACCAACGAGUUCCUUAGGAACUUGCUCAAGGAACUCAAGAUCGAAUGUACCCCACCUCUCACCAAUGCCAGAAUGUUGGACAAGCUCGUCGGAGAAUUCAUUGAAGAAACCUGCAUCAACCCCACUUUCAUCACAGGACACCCACAGAUGAUGUCACCUCUCGCCAAGUAUCACAGAUCGAGACCAGGUCUUUGUGAAAGAUUUGAGGCUUUCGUUUGUAAGAAGGAGAUCGUUAACGCUUAUACCGAGUUGAACGAUCCUUUCGAUCAGAGAUUGAGGUUCGAAGAGCAGGCUAGUCAGAAGGCACAGGGUGAUGAUGAGGCACAGUUGAUCGAUGAGAACUUCUGCACAAGUUUGGAGUAUGGUUUGCCACCUACUGGUGGAUGGGGUAUGGGUAUUGAUCGUAUGGUUAUGUUUUUGACCGAUCAUUACAGUAUCAAGGAGGUCUUGGCUUUCCCAUUCAUGAAGGACGAUGGACAGGACAAGAAGUUCGCAUCCGAGGUUGUGGGUAUCAAGCCACAGGAAGCCGAUGCUACCGGAGAGCUUCAGGCUCCUGGGAAGUAA
Molecule: messenger RNA, 1872 nt
Organism: Orbilia oligospora ATCC 24927
Lineage: Eukaryota; Fungi; Ascomycota; Orbiliomycetes; Orbiliales; Orbiliaceae
Exons: 4
Coding region: 1-1872 (623 amino acids)
Biological process (GO): lysyl-tRNA aminoacylation
Cellular component (GO): cytosol; cytoplasm
Molecular function (GO): ATP binding; tRNA binding; lysine-tRNA ligase activity
Source: RefSeq, a predicted model, not a curated record